UGUUAUCACAAUAUUUGCAUUUCACUGUGUCACUACUGUCACUGUUCGCUCUCCGGUUUCUUUGAUCUUUCUAAUUUUCUAUCAAAACUUGAGUACUGAAGUACUGAACCUACAUUAUCUGCAUUCUGCAUAGGCACUGCAUUGUAUACGGUAUUCGACCGAAUUUAUAUAUGUUUAUGUUAUUCUUCGAGUAGUGUCGUUGAAAUUAAUCGCUUUCUCGUGUUGUUUAGAUUAUCACUGCUAAGAAAGUAAACAGAAAAUCAUGAACGACGAUGAUCAGGAAUUCAAGAAUAUUGUACAUAAGUCUAAUCAUCUGUUACAAAAUAUACCGACUGGUGCUGUAGAUCCGGGCAGAGUUGCUCCACCAAUUUCCACAACUCCACCAAUUACCACAACUUCUCCACCACCACUUCCACCUCAUAAUACUCCUCUCAACACGAAUGUACCGAGAAUUCAGAGAAGAACGAUGCCAACACAAUAUGCUAUCCCUAAUAUGAAUACUUACAGUGGACUAGCUGGAGCACCAUACAAUAACUAUCCAUAUAGGGGUAUGGCGAGCAUGAACAUGGGUGGAUUCAAUCCUUAUGGUGCAUAUGGGCAAUUAACAAAUGGUCAAUACCAAGAUCCAAUUGUUAUUGCAGCAGCUGAAAGUUCUCGUCCAGCUUUUGAAUCUAUACAGGCUGUUGUUCAAUCAUUUAACUCAGUCAGUAUGAUGUUAGAAUCUACAUUUGCUGCGAUGCAUAUGUCUUUUCAAGCAUUGUUAGGUGUAGCUGAGAAUUUUACUCGUCUAAAAAUGUUUAUGACGAAGUUGUAUUCAACUAUUAUAACAUUCAAACUAGCUCGUUGGUUUUUGACAAAAAUUUUUUAUCUUCUAAGAAUGGUAAGAGGAGAUAGAGGAUCAAGUGCUGAAGAAGAUUUGUGGUCAGCUUUAUCAUCUACAGAUAAUAGACAAAUAAUUCCUUCUGAUGGACGAUCUUGGCCAUUAGUAGUUUUUUCUGGGCUUCUAGUCGCUACACCAUAUUUUGUAUACAAAUUACUCAACUCAGUUACACCAGUACCUAACUCAGCUAACUCUAGUGCUGCCAUCAACACUCUACCUUCAAACAUGACAGUUGGUAUUGCACAAUAUGAUUGGAAUAAUAGAGAUCCAAAAACUAUAACUUUGGUUAAAGGAAAGUCUUAUUUGACAUCUCAAGAUCAUUUAGCAUUAGCUAAACAAACGGGAUGGCUUCUUGUUGAUAAUUUUGAUGGGAAACAGGGAUAUGUACCUCUGAGUGCUUUUAAGACACGCAGACCUGAUAAUCAUCCAAUAGUGUCUAAGGUACAAGGUACUCCCAAUCCUCCAAGUUCUGAUCUAGCACCAUCAAAUUCAGUUUCUGAACAAAUGAAACCUAAAUUAUCAACUCCAAUUACUGAUGUUCAUGGCAACCCGAUACCUUUACCACAUCCAUUGGUGGACUGUGAUAAAUCCAACAUUGAUAAACAGUGAUAGUUAAAAAUAUUGAUAUUAAUUAUAUAUUUGUUAUAUUCUUUAACAAUGUUAUAUAUGUAUUCAAAAAAUGAU
Messenger RNA from Melanaphis sacchari, 1564 nucleotides. It is a transcript of the gene Pex13, whose product is annotated as peroxisomal membrane protein PEX13. NCBI's taxonomy places the organism in Eukaryota, Metazoa, Arthropoda, Insecta, Hemiptera, Aphididae. The transcript has 5 exons. Gene Ontology annotation, cellular component: peroxisome; peroxisomal importomer complex; peroxisomal membrane. Gene Ontology annotation, biological process: protein import into peroxisome matrix, docking. The record is from RefSeq and is a predicted model, not a curated record. Bases 263 to 1489 code for a protein of 408 amino acids. Gene Ontology annotation, molecular function: protein binding.